Molecule: messenger RNA, 2358 nt
Organism: Cryphonectria parasitica EP155
Lineage: Eukaryota; Fungi; Ascomycota; Sordariomycetes; Diaporthales; Cryphonectriaceae
Exons: 3
Coding region: 1-2358 (785 amino acids)
Biological process (GO): translation
Molecular function (GO): GTP binding; GTPase activity
Source: RefSeq, a predicted model, not a curated record
AUGUCUCGACAUAGGCUAUACCAGAACUAUGACUAUGAGGACGAGUUGAGCGAUUACGAUGGGCAGGGGAAUCAAGAGGAGGAGGAGGAAGAUCUGAGCCCGGAGGAUAAGAAGCAGAUGGCAGAGGCCACCGCCGAAGUAAUAAACGUCUUGGGCCCGCAGUCCGACAAGGUUACAACGCAACAGGUCCAAGAAGCUCUGUGGCAUUAUUACUACGAUGUCGACAAAUCUGUCGCCUAUCUGGUCAACAAGUUCAUCGACCCACCCAAGAAGACCACCAAGCCAAAGCUCAAGACCACCACUCCCUCAUCCGACGGUGAGCCCCUCUCUCGUCUCAGUCUCCUGACGUGUCCCUUCCCCUCCGUGCCAACAGGUGCCUCCGAAGCAGAACCAGAGAGUACGACUUGCUCAGACUUCUUCGCCGACAUGCCCUGGCUGAGAAUUCCCGAGGACCGCAGGACGGUCUUCAUCAGCCCACCGCGCCCACGCGGCGGGCUCCUGGGCGGUUCGUCUUCCCAGCCAAAGAUGUCCAAGCUCCAGGCCUUGGCAGCUGCCAGAAAGCGCAAGGCGGAAGAGGCGACACUUCCUAUACGGCCUCAAGAAACAUCUCAGAGAGGAAGCUCCCAGAAAGAGGCGCCCCGGAAAGCCACAUUGGCCCCCCAAGCAUCAACUAUCUCAGCACCGAAUUUCCAAGCGCAGGCAGUCUCAACGCAGUCUACUCCACUCACUGGAUCCCACAUCGACGGCACAUCAGACGAUGCCACUACCCACAUGGCCGCCCCUUCAGCCUUCGCGCAAACUCUCUUCAAAUCUGCUUCGGAGGCGCCAGGGCCUACCAUCCGAGACUUGUACUAUCCACCCUGGAUGGCAUACACUUCCCCCGAAGCUCUCAAAAAAGCAUUCGAGAAGCCUUCUCCAGAUGACGUAGUCCUCACUGCACAGUCGCAAGCUGCUGACUCCCCUGCAGCAGGCAAGAAGGCGGCGAAACAAAUAAACAAGGCUGCCGAAGCAGCCCAAGACCUCAACAAACUCAAAGUCUCCGAAGCAGCCCCACUUCCUAAGAGCAAAAAUCUGAACGUCCUGAAGGAGUAUGCGAGCAGCAGGCAAAAGAAGGAGUUGAGCUUCGUAGUCGUCGGACACGUGGACUCGGGGAAGUCCACCAUGCUGGGCCGUUUGUUGUUGGACAUGAACGUUGUGGACCAGCGGACUAUCGACAAGUACAAGAAGGAGGCUGAAAAGACUGGCAAAUCCUCGUUUGCCCUCGCAUGGGUGCUUGACUCGAGGACAGAGGAGAGGGCCAGGGGCGUGACGAUGGACAUUGCCACCAAUCACUUCGAGACGGACGCAACCUUACUGACGCUUAUCGACGCCCCUGGACACCGAGACUUCAUUCCCAACAUGUUGGCCGGUACGAGUCUGGCAGACUUUGCGGUUUUGGUCGUUGAUGCCGCCAAGGGCGCAUUCGAAGCCGGUCUCAAGGGCCAGACUCGGGAGCACGCCCUACUUCUACGGAGUAUGGGCAUCUUCCGGAUCAUCGUGGCCGUUAACAAGCUUGACACGGCGGAAUGGGACUCGGAGCGCUUCGAAGAGAUCCGAGAUCAGAUUCUAGGGUCACUGAAAGCACUCAAGUUCCCAAUCAAGGACAUCAGCUUUGUCCCUGUGUCCGGCCUCAAGGGAGACAACAUUGUGCGACGCUCUACAGACCCGGCCGCAACUUGGUAUUCCGGGCCCACUCUCCUUGAGGAACUCGAAAGAUCAGAACCCAUGACGGGCCCUGAGGAUCUUACCAGAUCCUUGAGAAUGAUGAUUACGGAUAUCUGGGAAUCCCCGCAGAGCCCUGUUACGGUAUCUGGACGGAUAGAAGCAGGCUUCGUACAGGUUGGCGAUGCUGUGCUGGUGCAGCCGAGUGGGGAGAAAGCCUACAUCAAGACUAUCGAGCGAAGUGGAGGGGAGGAGCCCGUCGAUUGGGCUGUUGCGGGGCAGCAGGUCAUCCUGUACCUGUCUCAUAUCGAAGAGAUCAACGUACACCUCGGCGACGUCCUAUGCUCAAUGUCCGACCCAAUUCCCUGCGUCAAUGUGUUUACGAUGAGAGCGUUGGCCUUCGACACCUUCUUCCCUAUGCCUGUGGAUCUUCACAGGGGUAGAUUGGCCGCACCGGCCUUUGUUCGAGAACUGACAGCAACUCUCGACAUACAAAAGGGCUCAAUCAUCAAGAGGAAGCCACAGAUAGUAAAGGCGGGAGCUGUGGGGAGGAUCAAGGUAAGGGUCGAAGAAGGGGCCAAGCUACCACUGGAGAAAGGGCAGAGGGUGAUAUUACGUAGUGAGGGUAAUACUGUCGCGGCAGGAUUGAUAGAGUAA